CCAGUGUCUCGAAGACAGCAAUUCUUGUACAUACCGUUAGCCACGCGUGGUUUUUUUCACUAUCAGUUAUUCGAUUCGCUUUUUCUUUUAACAUUUUUUUUUUAAUCAAACAUUGCAAUAAGAUUGUUAUUUAAAUUACUUAUCAUAAAAUAAUUCUUAAAAUAUAAACAUCAGUGAUGUUUGCCUGUGUAAUUUUUUUAAGAAAAAAAUAAUUGAUACAAGAAGAAUAAAUAAAUAAUUAUUUUGCGAAUAUGGAUUUACCAAGAAAACUAUCUAGACAAGGCAAAAUUGAUGAUUUACAAGAGGAUAAUAAAGGAUCGACGGAUGAAGCUAAAGAAAAUAAUGCUAAUGACCACGUUAGCUCAACCGCCUUGAAACAACACGAACGUCCAGUUGUUGACGCGAUUCCUAACAUUAACAGCGUUUUAAAAAACGGUGUCCAUCAUGAAAAGAAUAUAGAGAAAAAUCAUUUUACGCAAUCGAUGUCAAUCAUGGAGUACGAAAAUUUAUUAGAAAAAGAACAUAUCUCACAAAUUCGUUUAUGUUCGGCUAUUAUAUACACAAAUGUUAAAUACACUAAGGAAUCUUUUGGGCGGUUAUUUUUAUCUAAGGAACUUUUAGAACAUCUUUUCAAACUUUUUGAUCAAAAUAGAGACCAAAAAUUGAUACAAGAAGAAUGGAUCGAGUUUCUAAAGGCUAGAUUGACAAAAGAAAUAGAUUUCGUCGAACAAAUAGAAAGUGUGGCUUACUGUAUUUGUAGAGAUGCCCCGAUUGGUUUAGAACAGUUUUACACAAUUUUUAACGCUAAAGGAAUUGUUGAUAAAAUAUAUAAAAUAAUUGAUAAAGAUAACGUCGGUUGGAUUUCUUCUGAGCAAAUCAUGGAUUUCUUGGCGAGCGUAACCAAUUCAAGACCAAGAACCGGUUUUGAUAAAGGUAGCCUGGAACAGUUAGAAAAGGUUUUCAAGGAUACCGUGGGCGAUGAAAAAGAAAUCAGAAGGGAGGAUUUCAAAAAAAUCGUCACCUCAAAAAACCCAUUCUUUACUGAAAGAGUUUUUCAGAUUUUCGAUCGAGAUAAUUCCGGUUCAAUAUCUCUACAAGAAUUUUUAGAUGCCGUGCAUCAAUUUGCCGGGAAAUCUCCGGAAGAUAAAAUAAAAUUUUUAUUUAAAGUUUACGAUUUAGAUGGAGACGGGCUCAUUCAACAUAAAGAGUUGCACCACGUCAUGAAAGCUUGUAUGGAAGAAAACGGGAUGCAAUUUAGCGAGGAACAAAUUGAUGAUUUAACUUGUGCUAUGUUUGAAGAUGCGGAUCCUCAUGGGAGAGGAGCGAUUACUUAUGAAAAUUUAAAAAAUCAAUUGGAAAAACACGAUGGAUUAUUAGAAAAUCUAUCAAUAAGUAUAGAUAGAUGGUUGGUACCACCAAAACCAAAACCACCAGCAACUUUAUCGGAAAGAUGUCGAAAUUGCGUACCUUACCAAUUGACGAAACCUUACUUUAAAAAUAACUACGUUUAUAUUAUAUUUUUAGGUUGUUAUAUAUUUAUUAACGUAUCUUUGUUUAUAAGUAGGGUAGUUGAGUAUAGUUUAAUGAACGCUCACAUUUGUAUUAUUAUUGCAAGAGCUUGCGGACAAUGUUUAAAUUUUAAUUGUAUGUUUGUUCUCGUACUUAUGUUAAGACAUUGCAUAACUUUCUUGAGGACAAGAGGUUUUGGUGAAAUUUUACCUUUAGACAAUCACAUUUACUUUCACAAAUUAACUGGGACCUUAAUUUUUGUUUAUAGCGUAAUUCAUACUGUAAUGCAUUUUUGGUUCUUACCAACCGGAGUUGAAAUUACAAAUGAAUUAUUAAUCAAAAGUAAUUGUAACCAUACAGAGUAUGAUACAAUUGAUAAUUGUGUACGUAAUUAUACGAUGGGAAGUUUUUUUAUAAGUAAAUUUGGAUUGGUCGAUGGAUGUGCUUACGUAACCGGAGUUAUUUUGAUGUUAAUUUUGUGUGUUAUGUUUAUUUGUUCGCAACCCUUCGUUAGAAAACGAGGAUCGUUUGAAGUUUUUUACUGGACCCACAUUUUAUAUAUCCCGUUUUGGAUUUUAUUAAUUUUACAUUGUCCAAAUUUCUGGAAGUGGUUUAUCAUCCCCGGAAUUUUAUAUCUCAUCGAAAGAGCAUAUCGGUUCCAAAUCAUGAAAAGCGAAAGGGGGAAAACUUAUAUUAGUUCGGGAAUAGUCUUAGCAUCUCAAGUCAUCCAUUUAGUUAUCAAAAGACCUUUACAUUUCGAUUAUCAUCCGGGCGAUUUCGUUUUUGUUAAUAUUCCCACUAUUGCUAAAUACGAAUGGCAUCCUUUCACAAUCAGUAGUGCACCGGAACAAGAAGAUUAUAUUUGGUUACACAUAAGAGUUUUGGGUCAAUGGACGUCAAAGCUGUAUCAAUAUUUUCAAAAAGAACAAGAUAAACUUCAUAACGGUGAGAUGAUUAUAACGGAAGAGAAAAAACCAUGCCUAAGUAGAGUCGAAAAAGAACAUCAAAGUCCGAUUAAAAAGAUUCAAGCAACGAUUUCGAGAACAUUUUCAAAUAAAGAACCAAAUAGACCGGUUCAAUUGGUUGGAUUUAGUCACGAUGGGUUCCAAUUAGAUCCGAAAAAGAAAAACUCAAUCUCGGAAAGUGACCUACACUCAAAAGCAUCUUGCAGUAAAGCCGAUUUAAAUUAUUCUUCAUCGAAAAUAAGUCCGGAUCAAAAAUUUUCUAGAAUCUUCGGAAAUAAAGUUUUAGAAAAAUCUCUUUCGAUGCCUGAUAUGCAAACAAAGGCUAAGAAAAAGGAACGACUUUUAUUCUUAAAAGAAUACAUGCGUUCUGAAUCGGAAAAAAGCUUUGAUGAAUGUCAAAUGAAAAAAGCUCGAUUAAGAACGUUAGGUUUGGCUUACACGACCUUGCAAAAUAAAUCGUUGGCUCAAAGUUUCCGUUAUAUGCGUAACAAACCGACGAUAAUCGCUUUUAAAACUCCGAGUUUGGAACAUUGUGAAGAAAGGGAUUCUUCAUCCUCAUUGAUAAUUUCGAAAUGUCCUGAAAAAACUAUGGAAGAAGGAAAAAGUCAUGGAAACGAACAGGGUUGUUUAAAACCAAUUGAUUACCCUAUUGGAAAACCACUUGAGCCAAUUAGUGAAAGACCAAGUCCAAAUGAGAGCAGCGAAGACCUCUUGUGUUUGGAGUUCAUCAAAAAUGAAUUACCGUUGGGAAACGGAACAGAGAUUUUAUUAGAUGGUCCAUACGGAGCUCCAUCCAGUCAUAUAUUCAGAGCUCAACACGCUGUGCUUAUAGCAACUGGCAUCGGAGUUACACCAUCAGCUUCGAUUUUAAGAUCAAUUAUGAUUCGAUAUUUAAAAGCGAGACACAAAUGUCCUAAAUGCGAAUAUUGUUGGUCUAGUGAGAUACCACAAAGUGUUAUGAAUCUUAAGAAAGUAGAUUUCUUUUGGAUUAAUAGAACACAAAAAGCUUUCGAGUGGUUCGUAAAUUUAUUAUCCGAACUUGAAAUUGGACAAGCCGAACUUGGCGAAGCUAUGGAAAGAUUUUUGGAAAUGCAUAUGUACAUUACGAGUGCUUUGCAGAAAAAUGAUAUGAAAGCCGUUGGGUUGCAGUUAGCUUUAGAUCUUUUACACGAAAAAGAAAAACGUGAUUUAAUAACAGGUUUGAAAACGAGAACGAACGCUGGUCGUCCGAAUUGGGAUAAAAUCUUCAACCAACUUUCAACCCAAAAAAAGGGGAAAGUAACAGUAUUUUAUUGUGGAAAACCAAAUUUAGCGAGAAUUUUAAGGAUGAAGUGUGAUGAGUACGGUUUUAAUUUUAGAAAAGAGGUAUUUUAACUUAAUAUUAUAAAAAAGUAAUAAGCAUUGUACAUUUGCAUUUUUGCUUCGUAGUUUUUUGUAUUUAUUGUAAAUAUUUUUCGGUCGAUGUGGGUUUCGCUCGCUUUUUGUAAAUUUAAUCUUUUGUAAAAUAAUUUCUCAAAAAAUAAAAAAAAACAAUAUAUUA
Messenger RNA from Onthophagus taurus, 4014 nucleotides. It is a transcript of the gene Nox, whose product is annotated as NADPH oxidase. Gene Ontology annotation, biological process: defense response; superoxide anion generation. The record is from RefSeq and is a predicted model, not a curated record. Lineage: Eukaryota; Metazoa; Arthropoda; Insecta; Coleoptera; Scarabaeidae. Gene Ontology annotation, cellular component: plasma membrane; NADPH oxidase complex. Gene Ontology annotation, molecular function: calcium ion binding; superoxide-generating NAD(P)H oxidase activity.